Messenger RNA from Durusdinium trenchii, 2018 nucleotides. The record is from the annotation of a GenBank genome assembly. NCBI's taxonomy places the organism in Eukaryota, Dinophyceae, Suessiales, Symbiodiniaceae.
AGGUGAACGAGGCAAAUGACACGUUCAGUCAAGUCAUUCCGACCUUUGUGGAAGUUGGCGGUCAAAGAGUUGAUACUGGCUACAAGGAGCAGUUUGGCUUCCCGGGCUUGGGCCGCUUGACGGUGAUGGAUAUGUUCCAGAGGAGUGUUCCUGUGGCUUUCACGGGCGUCUUGUAUGUCUUCCGCAAUGACUUCUGGGUCAGCUCGCAGGAGGCUUUGAACAUUACUCACUUCGACUGGGAGCAGAUGAACCACGGCCCCAAGACCUGGAACGAACUCUCCAACAUCGCCGCGCCCUUGCCCGGGUCGCUCCAGGCCGAGGCCGUCGCAUCGCUCUACAGCAAGAUCGGCAAGGAUUUGGCACCAAUGAUGGGGAAACCCCUCAGUGCGCAGAAGCAGGCCGAGCUCGUCACCGCUGCUGCUAAGAAGGAAGAGAAACAGGAUGCGCACAAGAACCCUGAAUGGAAGAAGAUUUGGGUGAAGGCAGAAUGUGCUAAGGCAGCCUACAACAAAAACGUCAAUCCCAAUUUUUCCGGUGACUUCGACCCAGCAGCCGCCCAAGCCGCGGUGGCCGCCUUCUCCGCCUGCAACGGCGACCAAAUGCCGCCGGGAGGAGCCACUAUCGACCCGGCCGCCGUGAAGGAAAUCUACGACACGGUGGUGAAUAAUCCCGGACUGAGCGCAAAUGAGACCGCCACUGCAGUGGCCAAGAUCAUUGCCAACCCAGCGAAGCUGACCGGCAGAGAUGCCAGAAUUGCCAAAAAGGUCAACAAACAGUCGUUGGCUGAAGCGACUCCGCCGGCGGUGGAGAAUCCGCCGGCGGAGAAUCCGCAGGCGGCGACUGAUGAACAGAAUCUCGAAAUCGACCAGCUGGCCAAAGUUGUACAGUCCGCUCCACCAGCCACCGGGCAGAUGCAAGCAUUGAGUGCCUUGAAAGCUUUGAAGGCCAAAGCCUCGGCUGAUGGAAGCGCUUCUGGAACUGAGGCAUCGGGGCUUCUGAGUAGUUUGGGAGCUAAGUCUAUUCCAGCAGCAGUGUCAGCAACGCCACCGGCUCCAACACUUCCAGCUUCUGCGGAGAUGGAGGCACCUGAGCCACCACAACCUGCGGCUGCUGAAGCUGCGCCAGCCACCCAAAUACCGCUUCUAAAGAUGCCAAAGGCUCAGGGUUUCGGUCUCCUGGGUAAAUUGAAAGCCAAGCACAAUCCAGCAGCAGCAGCGCCACCAACGCCCCCAGCUCCAACAUCGGCGGAGACGGAGGCACCUAAGCCGCCACAACCUGCGGCUCCCUCCAUGUCGAAGAUUGUGGCCGCAAUGAAGGCAAAGGCUCCGAAUGCCCCAGCUGCAGCAACCACUCUUGCGACAAAGGACGUGGAGGAGCCAAUCACGGCAGCGAUGGCCAGGGACGCCAAGACGUCGAAGGAAGUGCCGGAGAUUUCCUCGGAUGACAAGGUGAAGGCUGCGAAGGACUUGAAAGCCUUGAAGGAGAAGAGGGCUAAGGCAGCUAAGCAUAAGGCAGAGGCGGUGGCCGCACCGGCCGCACCUGCCGCACCUGCAGCCGCUGCGCCGGAGGCGACUGAUGAGGAAACUGAGCCGUCUGCGAAGCUUCAAGAAGCCGCCGCAGAACAUCCUGAGCUCCGUGAGGCGUUGUUGAAGAUGAAGGCCAUGCACAAUCAAUUUCCUGGCCAAGAUGUUGACAAGUUGAUUGCCAAGCUGCCCGAUGCAUUGGCAGCUGAGGGAGCCGAAGACGCUCCCAAGGAGACUGUGAUCUAAGCCCGUCCUGCACAGAAGGAGGGCGUACUAAUAUUAUGCUGACACCGACCCGUGUUAGCCACGAACCAGAUUACCACACAGUCUUCGUCGCUUUGAUGAUCUGGGUGGCGCCUGGAUAUUUAAGCAUGUUCUCAUGUUCCUCCUCAGCUCUAGGUGGCCUCUCGCCUGAGGAUCCUACAGAUGGCAUCCUGGCGCCAAAGUGGUGCUCAGGAUCCAACUACGAAAGGGGUCCAGCAGAAAGAACGCCCC